UCUUCUUCUACCUACGCCUGAGCUGUGCUUGUGUACGAUGUGUACGGAGGAACGAGGUUUCGAAGAAAGUUUCAGUUGCCGUGGAACUGUGACACGAUCAUCCGCGAAGCGAAACACCGGUUAUAUUUUACCGACAUUUCAGCAACAAAGCCGUAAUUCCAAAGAAAUUACAAUUUGUCUAUUCUUCAUAUUAUUUAUUCCUUUCUUUUAAAAUCUACGAUUUGAUAAUGGUGAAAAUUAAAGUUAGACUCGAAAUGGGGAGCGGAUUAUUUUGAAAUAAUAGAGAUUUUUCUAAAUAGAAUAUAUAAGAAAAAAUUGAAAAACAAGAAUUCUGAAAGAUGAAAAGUGACGAGCUCGCGUUCGGAUCUAUUUUUAUACUCCUUCUUCUUUGUUGUGGAACCGUUGGAGGCGAAGAUCGUGGAAGGAUUCGUCGGGAAACGGACGGAUCCGUUUACUGCGACUUCGACGAAACGCGAAACAAUCAUACCGCGUCGGAUUUGUUGCAGUGUAUCGAUGAAUUGGCGAUCCUCGAUCUCGAUCGAGAAAGCACGAGUGCGGCGAAUGAAGAGGGUCAACGGAAUGGAUCCACUGGCAGACGAAUCUCUUUCAUCGACGUUUUCUCGAAUAUUUUCAAUUACAUGCCUGUCACGUCGCAUCAUCAAGGCGGCUCUCUUCCGGCUCACUCGACUUCCGGCUAUCAGCAAUCGAAUUAUCCGAGCGGAACGACCGCUCUUUCCGCGGGAUUUCAACUGAAUUUCCUCGUCGAAGCUCUGUCCACGAUAUCCCGCCACGACGAUUACAAGUGCGUGGCCAGGAUACUGUGCGAGAUGGCGAGCGGCAAGCUUCCUGGACGAUCGUUAGGCAAACGGGGAUCCGGCUUGCUCGAGUUCCUCGGCCGAACCGUCUUCACCGAUUGGCUGGCGAAAAUCGACGUCGGUGGCACGUCUCCGUUGUUGAUCUUCGGAAGAGCCAUGAUCCUUGGAUACAGCAAUCGAGGAAGUUCCGAACCGUGCUAUCAAGCGUUCCCAAAGUGUCCGAGGGAUAUGAACGGGUUGGUUCACUACUUGAAUAAUUACAACGGGGGAUUCUUCAGGCUCUUCAAUAGGAUUCGGGGUGGAAAAUAUAGAGAGUCGAGUGGGAUCGUCGGUCAGAGAGUCGAGGAUUACUCGAAGAUGGACGUGAAGGGGAGAAUAGUUGGAGGAAACUCGAGGAAGUACAUUCCCAUACAAAGUGCGUCAGAACCCGUAAUCCGGAAUACGGUUCAGUUGCCGGCUAUGAGUUACCAGGAAUACUUGAAAAAGAAGGGAAUUCCGGGAUACGAUAAUAUGAGUAGCGAAGUGAUAUUUCCGAACGAGAGGGAUCCGUCGCCGAGCGUGGAGGAGCCGUCGAACAGCGUGGAGAACGACGGGGCGAAAUCUGAAUGGAAGGUUUGGAGGAAAGAUAAGAUCGCAUUCUUCCCCGAGGGAAAUCGCGACAGAGGAUUAUCCCAGUUCCGAUUCCCCUCCGAUUUUCCACUCGCAUCGUCGUAACUCCGCUUAUUAAACGUACAAACCGUUCAAGCCCGACCAAUAAAUACCUCGUUAAACGUAAUUCGAGUAAAAUAUUAUCUUCGUGAAAAUUCGAAACGUCGAGAUAUUGAAACCCUUGGACCGUUCCUCAAACGAUAAUUGUCAAACGAUCCAACAUCGAAUUUCAAUUUGCCAGCGGACGAAGAAGGAACGUCGCGCGAAUUCGUUGUGGGAUUAUCUUCGCAUCCGAGGAAUCUCUCUCUCUCUCUUCUGCACGCGAAGACAUCUUGGUGGUACAGGUUUCCGACCAACGUCGUUUAUUUCGUCACCGAAUGCCCCCAUCGGUAUAUUUUCUAUCCACCUGUACGGGAGUUGGUCAUAACAGGAAGUCGUGAGUCGAACGGUGAACGCCGAUGUUUACUGGCGCGGACCGCCAUUUGUGGAAACAGCAUGGGGCGCCGUUAGGCCAACUUGUCCAAUGAAUCUGCGCACCGCUUGUACGAGCCGCUUUAUGUCUCAGUUACGCGCCUCGAUAAAUUGUAUUUUAUCUCGUCUCGAUUUCCUGCUUCCCGCCGCUCCAACGUACUCGCGUAUUACACAUACGCCGUGAGACUCUUUUCCACGGGGAAUGGAAAAUUGGACGUGGUGUCAAGUGUACCGUGAAUGUAUAAUAGCAAACGUGGACACGAAGG
Molecule: messenger RNA, 2200 nt
Organism: Apis mellifera (honey bee)
Lineage: Eukaryota; Metazoa; Arthropoda; Insecta; Hymenoptera; Apidae
Exons: 6
Coding region: 339-1529 (396 amino acids)
Source: RefSeq, a predicted model, not a curated record